UGGAGCGUAAACUGCAUGUCACCGAAGAGUCUGCGAGUGUUGCACUCAAAGUGCGCACAAAAACAGAACUGUUCCGUGCUCGCGUCAACGAGCAUGUUCGGUGAUCCGUGCCCCGGGACACACAAGUACCUGGAGGCGCACUAUCAGUGCGUAUCGGCGGCACAAUCCUCGACGACGACGAACCGGCCAAGUCCACCGUGGCUCAAGACGUCACAACCGAUCGUUUGGAGCACGUCAACUGUCCGCAGUCCGGUGCUGAGUCGGCUCAAUCUCACCACGGAUUUGGGUGGAGAUGGUCAGGUGAUAGCGGCGGCGGCUGUUACACCGGCUCUUGCUACACCACCUGCGACAGUUCGAACACCUGGUGGAGGUGCAAAGACGAGUCAACCACCGACGACGUUCCGCAACAAGGGCUUCGAGAAUAAGAGCGUCAACGAUGACUUGGCGAUCAUCAAGACGAUCACGGAUCGCAAGAAGGGUGGAUCGGGCCCAGUUGAUGUGGCUGGCGGUGGAUUUAGGACACCCAUUGGUGGCGUGGAUCCUGCCGCAGGUCCUAUCGGUGGUGGUCCCAGAGACGAAGAUGAUGACGAUGGUGCGGAUCUGUUUCCCACCCAGACGGCAGUAUUAUCUGGAGCUGCAGCACCGCCGGGUGUUGCCGUCCGGAAAGAGCCCACCGGUGCUAGUGUCAACGGUGGCGGCAUGGACGGCCAUGGUCCUGGCGGAAGUUCGACAAUCGACGUAAGCCACGCAUGUGGCCCAAACACGGCACGAAACCUCUUCUGGAACGUGACACGUGUCGGUGAGGUAAACGUGCAACCAUGCCCGGGUGGUGCGACCGGAAUCGCCAAGUGGCGUUGUGUUGCAAUCGCCUCUCUAACUCCCGAACAACGGCUCCAUCUGCAGCAGGAACAUCAACAGAUGCUGCAGAUUCAGGGCACUCAGCAGCAACAUCCAGCGGGCGUCACUGGGACGGCCACAGACGAUGGUAGCAGUGGUAGCAAAGGUGAUAGUAGUUUUAGUAGCAACAGCGUUGCGCCUAGCGAUAAGCAAUCGAUGGCCGGUUCGGGAGCUGCCACAUGGUACGCGUACCGGCCGGAUCUAACGCAGUGCCGCAGCCUGUGGCUGAACAACCUCGAGGUGCGCGUACAGCAACCAGAAUCAUCGCUCAUCUCGAUCGCGAACGAUCUAGCGCAGGUGACGAGCAGCAAAACGCUGUACGGUGGAGAUAUGCUCGUCGCGACCAAGAUCAUCCAGACGAUGUCGCAGAAGAUGCACUAUGACAUCGAGACGAUACCGGACCAGCGACAGCGUGAGGCGCUUGUGUUCGAGCUGCUGAACAGCGUGGUCAAAACGGGCAGCAACUUGCUCGAUCAAUCGCAACACGCUAGCUGGUUGGAUCUGAGCGUCGAGGAUCAGAUGCGUGUGGCGACCUCACUGCUGACUGGGCUCGAGGAUAACGCGUUCCUGCUUGCUGACACGAUCCUGCGCGAGAAACACGUGGUGCAGAAGGUGAAGAAUAUCCUGCUGUCGAUACGCGUGCUCGAGACGCGCAACUUCGCCAAAAGCACCGAACUGUUCCCAGACUCAUCGACCGAACGGUGGCAAGUCAGCAGCGACCAGAUCGAGCUACCAAAGGCGGCCCUUAUCGAGAACAGUGAGGGUGGUCUCGUGCGCAUCGUGUUCGUUGCAUUCGACCGGCUCGAGCAGAUCCUGCGUCCACAGUUUAGCAACGUUCAGCAACAACAUUCAGCUGGAGCAACCGGUUCCGGUGGGCAACCGUCGUCUUCUUCGGUGCGUGCGGAAGCGAGUCAUCAGCAGCAACACCAACAGCAGCAAUAUCGCCAUCUAGAUACCGAAGGUAUCGCGUCAGCGAAUGUUGCUGGAUUGGGUGGUGACACGGACCGUCUAGCCGGAAUUGACGCUGGUGGUGUCGGUUCUUCAGUGACAGGAACGCGCACCGAUUCAGGUGGCCUAUCGGAUUCAGCUGCUCCUGAGACACCACGGUUGCGGUUGCUAAACAGCAAAGUCAUCUCGGCCAGCCUGGGAAAGGGCCGACAUAUUCAGCUGUCCCAGCCAAUCCGCAUGAUUCUGCGCCAUCUACGCACCAAGAACGUGUCGAAUCCGACGUGCGUGUUCUGGAACUACAUCGAUCACGCGUGGUCGGAAGAUGGCUGCCAUGUGGAGCACACCAACAGCACACAUACCGUGUGUAUGUGCAAUCAUCUGACAAACUUCGCGCUGCUAGUGGACGCCGUAGACGAUGAGACGCAACUUUCACUGCUGUCCACACUCGAUGACGGCCUGCUGCUGUACAUCGGCAUCGCGAUCCUGGUCGUCGUGGUCGUGAUUGUCCUGUUCGCUCGCAAGCUCUGUCACGGUGCAGUCCUUGCGAAACUGCGCAAUGGUGGUCCUGAUCCUGGGAUGCGUACGGCUGGAACGAUCGAUCGUGAACCAGCCGGUCUGUCGAUUUCGGGCCCACAUGGUACGGUUGCAGGACGACUCCAUCAUCACCACGGUGGCAACAAUGCGGGUGUUGAUCUGCAUCAUCCGACGAUCCCAACAGGCAACAACCAUCAUCAUCAUCACCUGGUGCAUCAUCAUCUACCACCACCGGUAGGUGGCGCUCAUCAUCUACUCGUCGCGGACGACUUUCUGCACCAGCAGCAACAGCAGCAGCAGCAGCAGCAUCAACAGCAAUCGCAACACCCGGUCAACAACCUACACAACCACCACGUGAACAACCUCGGCAACAACCAUCUCGUGACGACGACCUUCAACAACCUAAACGGAGGCGGCGGGCUUGUGACCGGUGGCAACUGUUCACCAUCGCCCCCGGGCGGAUACGAUCAUCACCAUCCGGCGCAUCAUCUCGCCCGGCUGAACAACAAUCCAAUCAUCACGCACAACAACAACAGCAGCAGCAUCACCAGCAGCAGCACCACCACCAGCAGCAGCAACAGCAGCAGCACCAGCAGCACCAACAACCUGCACCAUCAGCCGCCCCAUCAUCUGCAGCAGUCCUCCUUCAGCAGCAACAGCACCACCACCGCCGCCACCACCACCACCGCCGGCACCACCAACCGCAAGCUGCCGCAACCGCCGCUGGCAACACCAUCCUCCUACAAGGGCUCGGCGGCGAUGGCAGCGGCUCACCACUUGCAUCACCAUCAGCAUCAUCUCUAA
Anopheles nili is the source of this 3183-nucleotide messenger RNA. RefSeq names its product latrophilin Cirl (gene Cirl). The transcript has 2 exons. Lineage: Eukaryota; Metazoa; Arthropoda; Insecta; Diptera; Culicidae. The coding region runs from base 16 to 3183 and encodes 1055 amino acids. Gene Ontology annotation, cellular component: membrane. The record is from RefSeq and is a predicted model, not a curated record. Gene Ontology annotation, molecular function: G protein-coupled receptor activity; carbohydrate binding.